AUGUCGACAUUCUUGCGCCUCGGCACGUGCGUGACGGGCUACGAGCAUUUGGCGCUGCCCGGUGGCGCCACGUGCGACUGUCUCGAUCGGUUUGGAAUAUUUUGGGCGGUCGGCUUUGUCGGGUUUUUCGUCACGUACCGCAGUGCGCUUUUGUACAAAAUGCACAUUGAGCCCCUCGGCGAGACCAUGGACUUUCGGUUCCAGCCUGGAUUCCAGCUGUUGAUGGUCAUGGCGCGCACAUUGUACCCGAUGAUCACGAUUUUUGUCAACAACCAAGACACGACGCGCGCCGGCGGCAUCGGGCUCACGACGUUCUUGCUCGCGGUCUCGACGUUUCUUUUGCUCUACUCGCACAAGACCCAGCCGUGCAUUGGCAGCGGCCGCAUUCCCAACAACCUGCGCGUACUGACCUUUUCAAGCGCGAUCUACACGGCCUUUUGCGUGCUCGUCGUGCUGGCUCUGGAAGCGCCGAUCCAGAGUUUGUACUAUGCCCUCUUGCCGCUCCCGAUGGUGUGGGUGGGCGCAUGGAAGGUCAACGACCGGCGUGCGCUCCUAUAUCACAUUCCUGGUGUCCGCAUCCCCGACUUGCUGCGGCAUCCGUCGCCUGACGUGAGCUUGGUCGGCGCCAUCGCUGCGCUCCACCUCAAUCCCAACAACGUCCAUGAGCGAGAUCUCGGACCGAUCUUGGAGCAGCUCGACGGCCUCGCGGCGUCGGUGACAGCAACACCGCUCUGCCGCGCCUACGCGCUCCGGACGCUUUGGUUCAGCCACAUUGAGAACUUUAUUAAGGCCGACGUGCUCACGAUUGGCGAUGACGCGCCAAUUGGCCAUGACCUUUGGCUCAAGGACCGCGCCAACAUUGAGCGGCGAGGCUCCCGCCAUGACCAGAUCGAGGACGCGGCGUCGUAG
Saprolegnia parasitica CBS 223.65 is the source of this 909-nucleotide messenger RNA. RefSeq lists its product as hypothetical. The transcript has 6 exons. The record is from RefSeq and is a predicted model, not a curated record. The coding region runs from base 1 to 909 and encodes 302 amino acids. Lineage: Eukaryota; Oomycota; Saprolegniomycetes; Saprolegniales; Saprolegniaceae.